GUAGUCCGCAGCUGACAAGAAAAGCGCUCAAGAAAAUAAGCUGCUUUUUACCAAAGAAAUUUUGACAGUUGUUCCAAAGCCUUUCGCCAUCUACCCUCAAAUUUGGUAACUACCAAUGUCAAAGCUACGAGCAAGUCUAAGGCGCCAAAAGGAAGAAAAAAAAGUUUGUUUUGUUUUUUCAAGUCAGCGUCGUUUUUUUUUGGAAUCUUCCCGACGGAUAACAUGUCGUUGCUACGCAAUUUUCGUUUCAUUAUCAACUUGGUUAUUGCUGCCUCGAGCGUCGUUCUUUUGAAAAAAAGAAACCAGCGAAAACGAAAGAGGGCAGCGCAUUGGGUUCACCCGUAUCUCGCUGAAAGGAAGAGUAAAGGCAGAUAUGCUACCGACUUUGACGAUAUGGUAAGCGGAGAGAAGUUCUUUAAAGAAAAUUUCCAUAUGUCGAAAAACAGUUUCGAUCAACUUUUCAAAUUGGUUGAAAAAGACUUAGCACCAAAGAGAAACACGAGACCGAAAGAUGGAAUUCCUCCAAAGCUCAAGUUGGGUUUGGUGAUAGAGUAUCUGGCAUCUGGUGGUCUACAGAGGCAUUUGGCGUCGUGCUACAGAGUUAGCAAACAGCACAUGGGGUCAAUCAUUGAUCAAGUUUGUGAUGCUAUUUGUCGUGCCCUGAGUGCUUAUGUCGCAGAUCCAUGCCAAGAAUCAUUUUUGGAUGUAGCCAAUGGUUUUAAUUCCCGUUGGAAUUUCCCAAACUGUAUUGGUGCCAUCGAUGGAAAACAUGUGUCCAUAAAAGCUCCCCCAAAUGCUGGCAGCAUUUUUUAUAACUACAAAGGUUUUCAUUCGUUGGCGCUAAUGGCUAUUUGCGAUGCUUCUUAUCGAUUCACCUACCUGGAUGUAGGUGCUUAUGGAAGCGAAGGAGACUGCAAUAUUUUCAAAGAAUCCAAAUUCGGAACUGAUGUGCUGCACGAUCGACUUGAUUUUCCAGAAAACGCCACGGUCAAUGGUGUUAAAUUACCAUUCUUCUAUGUAGCCGACGAUGCCUUUCCUUUAUGUAAAAGGAUCAUCAAACCGUAUAGUAAGAAAAACCUAUCAGCAGAGGAGCGCAUUUUUAAUUAUCGCUUAAGUAGAGCAAGGCGUUGUAUUGAAAACGCAUUUGGACUCUUGUGCUCAAAAUGGGCAUGUCUGAAAAAGACUUUAUACUGCAGUCCCGAUCGUGCACAGAAAAUCAUUUCUGCAUGCUGAUGCUGCAUGCUGCAUAACUUUUUGAUUACGCAUAAGUCUACUGCCUAUUGCCCUCCAGGAUACAUGGACAAGUUUGAUGACGAAAACGUUAUUACAGAAGGAGAAUGGCGCAAGAGAAUUUCAUCGGACUCAUUAUACCAUACGACAUUUUCGGCGAGUGCAGGCAGGCCUUCGGACUACGGCAAAUAUAUUAGAAACGUGCUGAAACAGUACGUAAAUUCAAACAUCGGCCUGGAAGUGGCUCUCCCCCUUCGCUACCGGAUUUCUUCUGGACAAUUUUCUUCCUGUACCGAUGGCUCUCGCGAAGUGAGAUCCACGCCGUUUUGCACAUGUCGCCUGUUAAAAAUAAUGGAUAUCAGUUACUAUUUAUCUUCAAACCCUGGUGAUUGCCUUCAUGGGCAAAGACAGGGGCCGAACCCCCAUGACGGACAGAAAAAUAAAUCAGAAUCCACUAGUUUGCUACGAUAGAGUUAAGGGUUCAUUAAUAAUUAACAUAACGCCGAAAUGGUCACGCCCUUCAGCGUUAUGAAAUUUGUGAAUGAGCCCUUUUUUUUCUCUGUUCGGAUGCGCCACUUCCUUUUACAUUUCAAAUUUAUUUAGAUAAUGUCUCACAACAUUCCAAAGUAUUUACCAACAACUGAGAUAUAUCCUUAGAGUUCUCUAUAAUGCUUGAUUUAUUCUCGUUAACCUUCUAUAUUGAAGUUAUUUUCAGACAUUCUCUCAAAAUUGUUAAGUAUCAACACUUGAAAAAUAAACUUGCAAUUUCAAAUGUCAUCUUAAAGUUAUUUGUAUUUUUCAGUUUGUAGUCUUAAAAAUAAUCUUGCAAAUUCAAUAAUAAUCUUUGAGCUCUUUGUAAUUCUCUAUUAGUAAAGCAAUAAGGUUCCUAGUACCGACCCAUUUUGACGAAUACCGGUUGACGAACACCGGUUCAACGGUUCUACUGUAACUCUUUUGUUUGCAAUAAAUAUGAAACAUAUGCUUCAAUAA
Messenger RNA from Aedes aegypti (yellow fever mosquito), 2220 nucleotides. Its product is annotated as putative nuclease HARBI1. Bases 223 to 1233 code for a protein of 336 amino acids. The transcript has 5 exons. The record is from RefSeq and is a predicted model, not a curated record. Lineage: Eukaryota; Metazoa; Arthropoda; Insecta; Diptera; Culicidae.